Linum trigynum is the source of this 2510-nucleotide messenger RNA. NCBI's taxonomy places the organism in Eukaryota, Viridiplantae, Streptophyta, Magnoliopsida, Malpighiales, Linaceae. The record is from the annotation of a GenBank genome assembly.
CAAGAAUAGUUAGUGUGAUCACAAAAUCACUGUAAAGAAGAACCAAUUAUAGAACCGGUUCAACAUGCUGGGUUGACCCAAGUUUAAUGAUUGGAUUAGGAAGUAGGAACUAAGAAAAGAAGGCACCCUCUGCACGAUUUUGGCGGGAGGUUUUCCCGCCAGAUAAGGGAGUACAAAUCUGAACAGUUCUCUCUCCUAAAAAACUCAUCUCACACUCUCUCUCGACGUCCGCGACCAAGAAGAGUCAUCUGAGCCCCGUUUUCAUUUCCAAUUAGAAGUGAGCAACUGCCGCCUUUCUUCCGCCGCGCGCGUUUUACAUUAUAGAAAAGGAGCCUCGCCGCCGCUGUUUUCUUUCUUCUGCGAUCUAACAAGAGGCGGCUUUCAAAACUCUUCAGUCGGUGACGAGGGCACGAUUCAGGUGAACUUAUCAAAAUCUUGGUUGCUAGGACAAAGCUAGGUCUAGCUGUUUAGAAACUUACAAAUGUAAGUUUUAUGAAUUCCCCUAAGAAAUGUAAAAUCUCAAUCUAGGGACCAUUUUCGUCUGCUUGCCGUUUGAUCGAUUCUAGGGUUUCCCGAUCCAAAUUCUUGAACUUAAGUUUUGCGAGAGUUUCUCAUCUGGAGAUGCGUUUUGUUUUAUCUUGUUCCGGAAUUCGAAGUCAAAUUAUCACUUAUGUGUAUGUUUGGUGUGUUGGAGCAGAUUCUUCUGACAGGGAUGGUGAUUGAAGAAGCCGUCAAUGGGAGGGAUGACAUGUUGAUUGAUGGUCAAAUGGCUGACCAGGUCCUCCCAAGUGGAUUCAACCCUAAUUUUCUGAAACUUUACUAUGUGAAACUCUUCCCUUAUGGAGAUAUCUUCAGAUGGAUGUCUUACGGGAAUGAUGGAAAACAUCCUGCUUGUGACAAAUCUUACUUCGGCAGGAGAGAGCUUUCGUUCACCCUUGAGAAUGAUAUUUAUUUGCGGUUUCUGUCCUUCAACAGCGUAUCAGAAUUGGAGAAAGGCAUCAGGGAGAAGUGUCCAUUUAAAAUAGACAUUGGUCCUGUUUACAGCGUGGAUCCUGCCAAAAGGCAUGCUUAUGCCCAGAGUGGUGAGAAUGUUUUCAAACCAGUGGAGAGGGAGCUCAUCUUUGACAUUGAUAUUACAGACUAUGACGAUGUCAGGUAUUGCUGCUCAGGUGCUGAUGUGUGCCUGGACUGCUGGCCCCUGAUGACUGCUGCUAUCAAAGUUAUCAACACUGCCCUAAGAGAUGACUUUGGUUUCAGACAUAUUCUCUGGGUUUACAGUGGCCGGCGUGGUGUACAUUGUUGGGUUUGUGAUGGGAAAGCAAGAAGAUUGACUAAUGAACAGAGAGCAGCUAUUGCUGAUUAUUUUCGCGUAUACAAGGGUAGCGAGAACAGUAAGAAAAAAGUUUCUCUGACUGGCCAUGCUCUUCAUCCUUUCUUGGUGAGAUCUUACACAGAAGUUCUAAAGGAUUUAUUUGAGCAAACAUUGCUUUCAAGUCAGCAAAUUUUUUCAACUGAAGACAAAUGCGAGAAAGUUCUAGAGAUGAUUCCAGAUGAAUCUGUUUCUGCUGAGCUCCGAGGGAGGUGGCAGAAGAGGUCCUCUGGUUCAAAAGACAACAUUAAUGCUGUUCGAUGGGAGCAUCUGAAGCACACUCUGCAAUCUGGAAGACACAAGGGACAAGGCCUGCGUAGGUGUGUUGAAGAAAUUGUGUUCUCUUUCUCCUAUCCCAGGCUUGAUAUGGAGGUCUCCAAACACAUGAACCACUUGCUGAAGGCACCAUUUUGUGUUCACCCGAAAACUGGUCGUGUCUGUGUACCAAUAGACCCAGUCCAUUGCCAUGAUUUUGAUCCUACGACAGUUCCAACACUUUCACAGCUGCUACAAGAACUUAACUCAGGGGGAAUGGGGCAGGAAGGGGAUAAUGACUGGGACAGAACAUCACUUGGCGAAUCUGUUAGGUUUUUCCGAUCAUCGUUCUUGGAACCUCUUCUGAAAUCUUGCAAGGAGGAGAUGGAGAGUGCAUACAACUCAAAAUUGCAGCAGUCAAAGAACUCAAUGAUUUGGUAGCCCCAUUCUCCUCUUUCCAUCACUCUAGAGGGGAUCCAUGGGAAAUCCAUUUUUCUUCACACUGCUGUGAUGAAUCAAUGCAAUGUAUACAAGAAUCCAGAGGCAGCGUUUUCUAGUUUCUACCCAGAAUCUUAAACUGUUAGCCAAGUAUAGUAUCCUUCACAAAGUGAUAGGUUUAACUUUUAAGUGAGGGAUUUUGUAGCAAUAUCUUCAUGAACAUCGCAUUAAACCCUAGCGCACAGAAAUGAGCAACCAUUAUCGAUACUUUCGCGUCCUAAUCGAUCGUCUAUGAUCAAUCCAUCCAUUUCUGUAGCAAACAAGGAAAGCUGAGUCAGUGAGUGUUCUCAAAAUCCACAUGGAGAAGACCAGUUAUGGUAGAACCAAAUCAGCUGGCUACACAUUACAUUACACUACACAUAUUUGCCAACAAAUGUACACAACAACC